CUGAGAAAUGAGAAUGUUAUGCAAGCAACAUUCUUGUAUUUCUCAAACAAAGAAGCUCUCUGUUUCUCAAGUCUCAAGCACUUUCUUUGUAAGACUUUCUCUCUCUUAAGCUCCCCUUCUCAGUAAUUCCACGUAUCUUUCAGAGCUUUAAAAAGGCUUGAGCUUUGUGUUCUGUUCAUCCAAAAUUUCAGACUUUGAAGAAGUGCUGCCAUUACCUGGGCCUUCUUGUUACGGGUACAUUAUUCAGGUUCUGUGAGUGUGCUACCUGCUUGGAUCAAAUUAUUACUUGCAACUGUGUACUGUUGAAAGGAGCUUAAUAUGGCUUGGAUAUGCUGCCAAAUAAUUUGUGAAGGUAAUUGUUGAUAAAUAAAAACCAUCAUUGUUCGGUUAGGAUGGCCACGGAGGGCCUCACGAGAAUGGUGGAAAGCAGCAGAGGCAAAAAGUGGCCUUCAUCUAAGGAUGCUGCAACAUUUGGAUCUCCAUUGAUAAGUAUGGCAGCAGAGGAUUCGAGCUGCAUUUCGAAGGGGCGAAGUUUUCGGAGAGAUAGAGCUGAAGAUAUACCUAAUCGAAGUGGUAGUGCUCCACCAAGUAUGGAAGGUUCCUUUUCCUCUAUUGAAAACCUGUUAAGUCAACAUAACUCCAGUAUGGGAACAAGCUCGACUAAUUUAAGCAGCAUAGUUAAUAAUGUUGAGUUUGAGGAACAUCUGCGUUCAGACCCAGCUUAUUUGGCAUAUUAUUUAUCGAAUAUGAACUUGAAUGCAAGUCUUCCUCCACCACUUAUCUUACGGGAGAAUCAUCACAUGGUCCGUCAAAUUGGGGGCUUAGGCACCAAUAGGAAAUUGCCUUCUUUAGAUGACAGCAGCAAUGGAUCCUUGCAUCUUUCUCAAGGUUCUCUUCCCACUCAUAAGGAGGACCCUACUGAUGCUAGGUCAGCCACAAUAUCUAAAGAUAACCUGGCAGAAAAUAGUGGUGCAGUAAUGCCUGUCAAGAACACGGCUUCUUUGGCAAGUUAUAAUAAGAGUUUAGUGGAUCUCAUACAGCAAGACUUCCCCCGAACUCCAUCUCCUGUAUAUAAUCAAUCUCUCCCAUCCAGUCUUGGAACAACAGAUGAACAAACUGAUACUGAUGUACAUUCGAUUUCACCAAAUGCUUCUUCUCUCAACAAGUCAAAAUUACCAGAACCAAAUUCAGGGUCUACAAAUGAUUGUUCAGAUACAAGUUCCCUGGAUGCGCAUGCUGUAGGGUACAUACCAAAUGAUGUUCCUUUGGCUACCACCUCCCCAAGUAUUCAACAUCGUGAUGCUACAGGGAACCUACAGCAAGAUGAAUCUAAUAUUGAGCAUGAUGAUGGGUUGGGGAAUAAUGCAUCAAUUAGCGGUGAGCUUGGGUUGGAUCUUUCCAGGGUGAGAGCAUCUAAUGUUGAUAUCAACAAGCAAAAUGAGAAACAAUCUUAUGGGAGGUAUGUGCCACAAGACCAGUUUUCUACGCAACAAAGUGUUCCAUAUCAACGUCAGGGGGUUCAGACUCAAUUAGUUUCACAAGGAAUGAAUCAUUUGCAAAGUGGAAUGGAAAAUCUUCCCCAUGGCUAUCCAAAGUUCUCUUCUAUUGAUAUACAACCCUCAUUGCACUCACCUGGAUUCACACCUCCCUUGUACGCUACAACAGCAGCAUAUAUGACUUCAGGAAAUCCAUUCUACCCGAAUUAUCAGCCAUCUGGUAUAUUUCCUGCACAAUAUGGCGCCGGUGGAUAUGCUUUAGGUUCUACAUUUCUUCCUUCAUAUAUGCCUGGGUAUGCUUCCCAUGGUUCCUUUCCUAUGCCUUUUGAUGCUACUUCGGGGCCAAGCUUUAAUGGUCGAACUGCUGAUGUUUCAAGAGGGGAGAGAAUUCCCCAUGGAGGUGAUAUGCAACACCCAAGUAGAUUUUAUGGGCAACAUGGGCCAAUGCUCCAGCCACCUUUUUUGGAUCCCCUAAAUAUGCAAUACUAUCCACGCCCUUUGGAGGAUGCAUAUGGUGCCUCAAGUCAAUAUGGUCACUUGGCAUCAAGGGGUAUUGGUGGCCAGCUUUCACAGCAAGAACUAUAUAGUACUGCUUAUACGGGUGACCAAAAUUUUCAGUCUUCAAGUAUUGGUAAUCUGGGCAUUCCAAGUCCAAGAAAAGUGGGAAUCAAUGGUAGUGGUUACUAUGGAAAUAAUUCUACCAUGCCUAUAAUGACACAGUUUCCAGCCUCGCCUCUUGGUAGUCCAAUAUUGCCAUCAUCUCCAAUGGGUAGAACAAAUCAUCUUGGUCGGAAAAAUGAAAUCAGGUUUCCUCAAGGUUCGAUUAGUGGAGUAUAUUCUGGAUGGCAAGGGCCGAGAAGCUUCAGCUCGGAUGACCCUAAAAGACAUUCUUUUCUCGAAGAACUGAAAACUAGUAAUCCCCGUAAGUUUGAACUUUCUGAUAUAGCAGGGCGCAUUGUUGAGUUCAGUGUUGAUCAACAUGGGAGUAGAUUUAUUCAGCAGAAGCUAGAAUACUGCACUGCCGAAGACAAGGCAUCAGUUUUCAAAGAAAUUCUUCCACGUGCUUCAAAACUAAUGACGGAUGUAUUUGGGAAUUAUGUUAUUCAGAAGUUUUUUGAAUAUGGGAGUGCCGAGGAGAAAAAGGAGCUUGCAGAUCAACUUGCUGGACAAAUGUUGCCUUUAAGUUUGCAGAUGUAUGGUUGUCGUGUAAUCCAAAAGGCUCUUGAAGUUAUUGAGCUUGACCAGAAAACACAACUUGUGCAUGAGCUUGAUGGACAUGUUCUGAAAUGUGUACGUGAUCAAAAUGGAAAUCAUGUAAUACAGAAGUGUAUAGAAUGCAUUCCCACAGAGAAAAUUGGAUUUAUCAUUUCUGCUUUUCGAGGCCAAGUUUCCACACUUUCUACUCAUCCCUAUGGUUGUCGCGUCAUACAGAGAGUUUUGGAGCAUUGUUCAGAUGACAUUCAAAGUCAAUCUAUAGUUGAUGAAAUCUUAGAAUCUACUUACGCUCUUGCUCAAGACCAGUAUGGGAAUUAUGUUACCCAGCAUGUUUUGGAAAGGGGAAAGCCCUAUGAAAGAAGCCAAAUUAUCAGCAAGUUGAUUGGGAAAAUUGUACAAUUGAGUCAGCAUAAAUAUGCAUCAAAUGUUGUUGAAAAGUGUCUGGAACAUGGUGAUGUUGCUGAGCGGGAGCUCUUGAUUGAGGAAAUCAUUGGGCAAAUGGAGGAAAAUGAUAGUCUGUUGCCAAUGAUGAAGGACCAAUUUGCCAAUUAUGUGGUUCAGAAGGUUCUUGAAACAAGCAAUGAUAGACAGCGGGAAACACUGCUCAAUCUUAUAAGAGUUCAUAUAGAUGCUCUGAAAAAAUAUACAUACGGGAAACACAUAGUUGUUCGGUUUGAACAGCUAUCUGGUGAAGAUGGCCAAACCUCAGAAGCUGAGGGGGCAUAGGGUUUAAUCCAUUUGGCCCCAAGGGUUGUUCUUGACAGUUGCAGAAGGCAGAAGCAUUACAUUAGAAACUGGUGUUUUUAACAAAACCAGCAAAAUAUAUACAUAUUCGUUUCAGGAAUAUCACCUUCUAUAGAAUUAAAGAGUAGGAAACAUCGGGCCUACGCACCAGACUGAAGGUCUUACGUCUCCUUUCUUUUUCCAUCAUUUAAAAGUUCUAUAAAGAGUGCUAUUCUUGAGAGAAGGUUACAUUUCUGGUGAUUUAUUAAAAACUCUAGAAACUAUAUGCAAGUAAGAGAACUCAAGAUCAGCUACCAUGUCCUCUUUGCAAGAAGAAGAGCCAAAAGACAGAUGCUAGAAGCUUGUUUGAUAUUUCCAAGUAUGUAAAUGUAUUGUGUAUUUUCAAAUUGUACAUGUACAGUCAGAUAUAAUACAUCCAUGUAAAGCAAUGUAAGAAAUAAGUAUUCAUGUCUGGCCGGCCUACGUGUACUGCGUAGGGCCUAUUUCGUAGUGUGUGAAUUUGGAACGACAGAAAAAUUGCAUUGAUUUGUAAUAUGAUGUAAAAAGUUAUGGUAUGUCAUGUGAAAUUUCU
Molecule: messenger RNA, 4026 nt
Organism: Prunus mume (Japanese apricot)
Lineage: Eukaryota; Viridiplantae; Streptophyta; Magnoliopsida; Rosales; Rosaceae
Source: RefSeq, a predicted model, not a curated record